This is a messenger RNA of Nycticebus coucang (slow loris), 3392 nucleotides long. It is a transcript of the gene SGMS2, whose product is annotated as sphingomyelin synthase 2. Lineage: Eukaryota; Metazoa; Chordata; Mammalia; Primates; Lorisidae. Gene Ontology annotation, molecular function: sphingomyelin synthase activity; ceramide cholinephosphotransferase activity. Gene Ontology annotation, cellular component: endoplasmic reticulum membrane; Golgi membrane. Gene Ontology annotation, biological process: sphingomyelin biosynthetic process; ceramide biosynthetic process. The record is from RefSeq and is a predicted model, not a curated record. The transcript has 8 exons. Bases 1915 to 3012 code for a protein of 365 amino acids.
CAUCUUACAGUGGUUGGUUUGGGGAUUGCUCUGUAUGCUUUUUUCGGUUGCCAUCAUGUUUAAUAACCACAGACAAACGAUAUAAACUAUGAGAUUGGUAUUGACCCUAGACACUCAGAGAAGCUUCUCAUUUUUGUUGAUUACAUGGAAGGGUCUAUAAGCCAGUGCUAUGGCCUACACAUAAUCUCCCUGUCCAGAAGUAGUAAUUAACAUAAAGCAUUUCUGUUAACCAAUUCAAUGAAGAUUUGGCUAAAUUCUCUUGGAUUAAUCAUUCUAGUCUGAGUUUGCCUCAUUUACUUGGAAAUCGUCCAGCAGGUGUACGUACAGCAACUCCAAGAGAAUGUAGAGCUUUGAGCAUUUUUUUUUUUUUUAGACAGUCUCACUUUGUCGCAGUAGAGGGCCGUAGAGUCAUAGUUCACAGCAAUUUCAAACUCUUGGGCUCCAGCGAUUUUCUCGCCUCAGCCUCCCAAGUAACUGGGACUAAGGCGCCCUCCACAACACCAGGCAAUUUUUAGAGAGGGGGGGUCUCGCUCCUGCUCAGGCUGGUCUUAAACCUGUGAGCUCAGGCAAUCCACCUGCCUCGGGCCUCCCAGAGUACUGGGAUUAUGGGCGUGAGCCACCCGCGCCCGGCCCAGCUUUGAGCAUUUUUAAGACCUCAACUCCUUCUAAAAACAUAACUAAUGAGGUCUUCGAAGAAACCAGACACAGCGGCCUGGUGUCCCAAAAGCUUCGGAAAAGCUGGUAUUUAGUUAAGCAAAAAAUUACUCUUUCACUGUUUAUUUUGGUUCCGGUUUCUUAUCCUCAAAGAGAAACAAAUCGAUUAACAGGACAAAUGACACGAUGGUUAGGCACGGAAGGAAAGGUAUCUUUAACCUCAGUAGCUUGGAGCGCGCUCCCGGCUUACACCCGGAGUUGCCACCUUGCGGAUGGACGACCACCCUCGCCAGGCCACGCUGUGAGGUUUGGAAACCCACCUUUUUGACCUAGGCCCGGGCAACACCCUCUGACUCAACGCUGGGUCCCAAGCCCACUCCCGUUGCGGUCAGGAAGCAGUUUCCGAAACAGGCGACGCGCGGGGGUGGGGGAUCCCUUCCCAGCCCCACCCCUGAAAGUUGCUGGGAGUGGCAGCUGAAGUUCUUUCUCAGAUUGAUCUGUCACCGCUCCAGGAGGUCCGCUCCGGGCCCUCAGCCUUUUCCGCGGGCUUGCCAAGCCCCUCCUUCGCGGCACCUUUAAUGGUUUGGAGAAGGGAGGGUAGGCUGGGAUUGUCUUCUUAAGAAGUCGCACUGGUUUUUCGGACUCCGCUCUGCGUCAGGAGCGCCACAGCAGCCGGAGCGGGCGCUGCCGCCACGGGGCCGGCGGCAGCUUCCCCUCGUGGGGCCGAGGCGCGGGAGGGCGAGACCCCGAGCAAACUUUCUGGUGGCUUCGGCCCGGGGGUGGCGGCGUGCAGAGCUGGCCGGGCGGCUGCGGUGGCGGGCCGCGUCCCCGGGCAGAUCCCCUUCCCGGCAGCAAGUGCCUUCAGCUGGGAGCGUCUGGAGCCCCGGCCCCGAGCGAGCUGUCAUCCACUGGCCCUUUUCUACUCUUCUCAGAAAGGAUCUGCUACAAGACUGGGAGUGUUGACUGCCGGAAGGACCAAGGUGGGAUCUGCGUGCUGCCAUCUGGAAACAGUAGGUGAGAUAGUAACAUCUUUUUGAGAGAAGAGUUGGCUUCCUUUCCUGAAAGUGAUGAGUGUGCAGCAGACAGAUGUGUGAAUGAAGUGAACAAUACGUCUCUGCCUGUUACAUUCUGUAUCAGGAAACAACAGUUCAUUCGAAGAGUUCAUAUGGAUCUUGGACAAAGAAGGAUUUAAGAUAGUUAAAUUUUCCACAAAGAACAAGAACUUCACCAUCUCUUUUUUGAUCUGAAGGCUGGGGCACAAUGGAUAUCAUAGAGACAGCAAAACUGGAAGAACAUCUGGAAAAUCAAACCAGUGACCCUGCCAAUGCUUACACUGGACCACCCGAGCCUGCUGAAGAAGAAAACAAAAAUGGCAGUGGUAAACCUAAGAGCUUAUCUAAUGGGCUGCGAAAAGGUACCAAAAAGUAUCCGGACUACAUCCAAAUUGCUAUGCCUGCUGAACCAAGGAACAAAUUUCCCUUAGAGUGGUGGAAGACGGGCAUUGCCUUCAUAUAUGCGGCCUUCAACCUCGUGCUGACAACCGUCAUGAUUACGGUCGUCCACGAGAGGGUCCCUCCCAAGGAGCUCAGCCCUCCGCUCCCCGACAAGUUUUUUGAUUAUAUUGAUCGGGUGAAAUGGGCAUUUUCUGUAUCAGAAAUAAAUGGGAUUAUUUUAUUUGGCUUAUGGAUCACCCAGUGGCUGUUUCUGAGGUACAAGUCAAUAGUGGGGCGCAGAUUCUUUUUUAUCCUUGGAACUUUAUACCUAUAUCGCUGUAUCACAAUGUAUGUUACUACUCUCCCUGUGCCUGGAAUGCACUUCCAGUGUGCUCCAAAGCUCAAUGGAGACUCUCAGGCAAAAAUACAACGGAUUCUACGGUUGAUUUCUGGUGGUGGAUUGUCCAUAACUGGAUCACAUAUCUUAUGCGGAGAUUUCCUCUUUAGUGGUCACACAGUUUCACUGACACUGACUUAUUUGUUCAUCAAAGAAUAUUCGCCUCGCCACUUCUGGUGGUAUCACUUAACCUGCUGGCUCCUGAGUGCUGCUGGGAUCAUCUGCAUUCUUGUAGCCCAUGAACAUUAUACUGUUGACGUGAUCAUUGCUUAUUAUAUCACAACACGGCUGUUUUGGUGGUAUCAUUCAAUGGCCAAUGAAAAGAACUUGAAGGUUUCUUCACAGACUAAUUUCUUGUCUCGGGCAUGGUGGUUCCCCAUCUUUUAUUUUUUUGAGAAAAAUGUACAAGGCGCAAUUCCUUGCUGCUUCUCAUGGCCACUGUCUUGGCCUCCUGGCUGCUUCAAAUCAUCUUGCAAAAAGUAUUCACGGGUUCAGAAGAUCGGUGAAGAUAAUGAGAAAUCUACCUGAGAAGCAAAACAGGGGCAACAGUUCUUAUACCAAAAGAGUUAACGCUAUAACCAAAGGUAUAGUUUUGUUCCUUUAAUUUUAGGAGAACUGACUGGCAAAUGAAGAAGUGGACCAAAUUUUGUGUAAAUGAUUAGAAAGAUGAACAGAGUAUUACCUUUAACUGGUUUUUUAUUCAUCCUGACAAAGAUAUAUGCUCCUGCAGCUCUUCCUUCAUUGGUGACAAGCCUUCAAACUGGGAUCUUACUAAUGAGCUUGUUAAAGGGUGCCAAAGAACAUAGUACUCCUCUCUUUAUUCUUUCUCCACUAAAACCCUCUACUUCCGAGUUUUUUUCCUCCCAAGGUCAGAAAAAUUUGUUAAUGUUUUAAAUAAAUUAUCUGGA